Petromyzon marinus (sea lamprey) is the source of this 801-nucleotide messenger RNA. RefSeq names its product ribosomal protein S14 (gene RPS14). The record is from RefSeq and is a predicted model, not a curated record. Gene Ontology annotation, molecular function: structural constituent of ribosome. Lineage: Eukaryota; Metazoa; Chordata; Hyperoartia; Petromyzontiformes; Petromyzontidae. Gene Ontology annotation, biological process: translation. Gene Ontology annotation, cellular component: ribosome.
GGCGGGGUUUGCCCCUCCCCCUCACCCCGUCAUCGCCCCCCACCAGGCCCCUCCCCUCGCUCCUUCUUUCGCGCGCUCGGCUCAGCGCAGGCCACCAGUGGUCUCUCCCUGUCCCAGACAAAUCCUCACCGCCAACCACCCCACUUCAAGCGUCAUCAGCGAUGGCUCCUCGCAAGGGCAAGGAAAAGAAGGAGGAGCAGGUGAUCAGCCUGGGCCCGCAGGUGGCCGAGGGCGAGAAUGUCUUCGGAGUGGCUCACAUCUUCGCCUCCUUCAAUGACACGUUUGUGCACGUCACGGACCUCUCGGGGAAGGAGACGAUCUGCCGUGUUACCGGCGGCAUGAAGGUGAAGGCCGACAGAGAUGAGUCCUCCCCGUACGCCGCCAUGUUGGCCGCCCAGGACGUCGCCUCGCGCUGCAAGGAGCUGGGGAUCACCGCGCUGCACAUCAAGCUGCGCGCCACGGGGGGCAACCGAACCUAAGACGCCAGGGCCAGGAGCUCAGUCUGCACUGAGGGCGUUGGCUCGCUCGGGCAUGAAGAUCGGACGCAUCGAGGACGUCACUCCCUUCCCUCGGACAGCACGCGCAGGAAGGGAGGUCGCAGGGGCAGACGCCUGUAGAGACCGCGGCAGUCGCACCGUGCCCAUCCACUCGGACAUGCACACAGAGACACGCGUACACAGACACUCGCACAGAUUCUCAGAUACGUGCGUGCGUGUGGUGCUGUGGGAGCCGUGUGGCUGUGUGCGUGAUGCGUUUGGUGCAGCAGCGGUGCCUCUGCAAUAAAACGGAAAAAAAAAUCUC